AUACAGAUAAUCGAGAAGUGGAUAGAAGCAGAGAGUUGUCAACUCAGUUUUUCAAAGCAAAAAUAGAAAGCUGAAAGAUGAGUAGCUCCUUGAAGCCUCGUUACUACACACCCAAAGCGGAAGAAGACAAAAUAUCAGAAAGACCCAUAGAUUUGAUUAGAGAGAAUAAGAGACCUAAUUCAGUAGUACUGAAGAGGCCGUCGGAACCCAGCUCUAUGGGUAUGAGGAAACCGCCGGCGUCGGAGAAUAAGGCGGCGCCACUACCAAAGAAGCUGGAAAGCAAGCCAUCAGAAGAUAUAAAUGAUAGCGCAGAGGCUUUCAUAAGGAAGUUUAAGAACCAGCUGCUUCUCCAGAGGCUCGAGUCUAUUGAGAACUAUGAGCAGAUGCUUAAGAGGGGAACGUAGCUCUGUUUCUUCCUUUUUCUUUUUUCAAUUUUUCGCGUGUAUGAAUUGUUUCAUUGUAUUAUUAUGUGUCCAUGUGGUCAUCUAUGUCAUGCAUAAGUCAUAAUUAUAAAUAACUUGUAAUAUAUGCUAAUUAAUUUUUUAUUGGGUCCAUUGAAAUUUGCCUUC
Molecule: messenger RNA, 569 nt
Organism: Nicotiana tabacum (common tobacco)
Lineage: Eukaryota; Viridiplantae; Streptophyta; Magnoliopsida; Solanales; Solanaceae
Source: RefSeq, a predicted model, not a curated record